This is a messenger RNA of Nothobranchius furzeri (turquoise killifish), 2799 nucleotides long. RefSeq names its product solute carrier family 15 member 1. Gene Ontology annotation, cellular component: plasma membrane. Gene Ontology annotation, molecular function: dipeptide transmembrane transporter activity. Lineage: Eukaryota; Metazoa; Chordata; Actinopteri; Cyprinodontiformes; Nothobranchiidae. The record is from RefSeq and is a predicted model, not a curated record. Gene Ontology annotation, biological process: dipeptide import across plasma membrane.
GUCCAGAACCAGUGGGCGUGGCAGGAGGUUAGAAAAGGACCUGGUAAAACUGGGUUUUGGAUGUCUUGGACCUGGUUGCUCAUCUCGAUCACUUGUUUUGCUGAUAGAUUGACGAACUGGAGAUCCAGACUGAACAGAAGCAACCAUGCCAGGCAAAGAUGAGUUCAAGAGAAAAAGCGCUACAGUCUGUGGCUUCCCCAUAAGCAUCUUCUUUAUUGUGGUCAACGAGUUCUGCGAGCGAUUUUCCUACUAUGGCAUGAAAGCGGUGCUGGUGUUGUACUUCAAGUACUUCCUGAAUUGGGAAGAUGACUUCGCCAUCACCAUCUAUCACACCUUCGUGGCCCUCUGCUACCUGACUCCCAUCCUCGGGGCCAUAAUUGCUGACUCAUGGCUGGGAAAGUUCAAGACCAUCAUUUACCUGUCCAUCGUUUAUGCCGUGGGACAGGUGGUCAUGGCUGUGAGUGCUAUUCAUGACAUCACAGACACAAACAAAGAUGGCGUCCCUGACAGCAUGACCUUCCACGUAGCUCUGUCCAUGGUGGGCUUGAUCCUCAUCGCUCUGGGAACAGGAGGCAUCAAACCCUGUGUGGCUGCCUUUGGUGGAGACCAGUUUGACGAAGACCAGGAGAAACAACGGGGCACCUUCUUCUCCAUCUUCUACCUGUCCAUCAACGCAGGCAGCCUGCUGUCCACCAUCAUCACCCCCAUCCUCAGAGCUCAGAAAUGUGGGAUUCACAGUAAGCAGCAGUGCUACCCACUUGCCUUUGGUGUUCCUGCCGCUCUCAUGGUGGUCGCUCUGAUUGUAUUCAUCGUUGGAAGUGGCAUGUACACUAAGGUUCCCCCAGCGGGAAACAUCCUGGUGAAAGUCUGCAAAUGCGUGGGUUUUGCUGUCUCCAACCGCUUCAAGCAUCGAUCUUCCACGUUCCCAAAGAGAGCUCACUGGAUGGACUGGGCCGAGGAGAAAUAUGAUAAACUCCUGAUUGCCCAAGUGAAGAUGGUUCUGAAGGUGCUGUUCCUCUACCUUCCAUUGCCAAUGUUCUGGACCCUCUUCGACCAGCAGGGCUCUAGGUGGACCCUCCAGGCCACCACCAUGAACGGUGACUUUGGUUUGAUGGUAAUUCAGCCGGACCAAAUGCAGACUGUCAACCCGAUCUUGAUCCUGGUUUUGGUCCCAAUCAUGGACAGCAUUGUCUACCCACUGAUAUCCAAGUGCAAAUUAAACUUCACUCCACUAAGAAGGAUGACUGUGGGGAUGUUUUUCGCUGCUGUUGCUUUUGUGGCUGCUGCUCUGGUCCAGUUACAGAUUGAUAACACUCUGCCCAAGUUCUCAUCAAGCACUGAGAGUCAAGCAAAGUUCAUCAACAUGGUUGACGGAACGCUGCACAUCACAGCUGGGCCUGAGAAAUUUACAUUGGAUCCUUUUACGGCCACUCAGGAUUAUCUGACCUUUGAUGAACCAUUUGAGAUGAGUGUGAAUGCCAGUCGCCCUGAAUCAAUCACUUUACCUCAUGGCAACCGAACCACCCUCGUCAUCGCUAGAGAAGGAUUUCAACUCGGCUAUAGAAUAUUCCAAGAUUUCAACACAAAGCCAGAUCAGGGUUAUAACGCUAUCAGGUUUCUCAACGGUUUUCGCUCACCAUUGAGUGUAUCAGUAGGAACGGAAAGCAUUGGAAACAUCAACACCAACGACAUGUCUCCAUACGUCAAAUUAUCACAUGGAACGAUUUCCUUCACAAUCGAGAAUUUACUAGGAAACCAGUGCUCCUUCAGUCGAAAGCUGGGCUUCGGCAGUUCCUUCACCUACUUCAUCCCAUCGACCUUCGCAAUGGGAGAAAAUUGUGAUCAGCACAUAAGAGAAGUGGAGGACAUUAAGCCCAACUCCAUCCACAUGGCCUGGCAGAUUCCUCAGUAUUUCCUCAUGACUACAGGAGAGGUGGUCUUCUCUGUCACAGGCCUGGAGUUCUCAUACUCACAGGCUCCCUCCAACAUGAAGUCUGUGCUGCAGGCUGGUUGGCUGUUAACUGUUGCCGUGGGAAACAUCAUUGUGCUCAUUGUUGCAGAGGCAGCACAACUCCCAGACAAGUGGGCUGAAUACAUCCUCUUUGCCUCACUGCUGGUGUUGGUGUGCAUCAUCUUUGCUGUCAUGGCCAUGUUUUACACCUACACGGACCCCGCCAAGAUAGAAGCCCAGUUCCUCAACAUGGAGCCUGAGGACAAGGAGAAGAAGAACAUGGAAAAGGACAAAAAGGGCAUGGCUGAUGAGAGUGGGAAGAGCUCCGAUUUUAGCUCUGAUGAGGAGAAAACCAAGCAGAGCAAGCUCUAAACCAACAUGGCUCCGCUUACGGGAAUACCUCUGGAAUCUGGUGGUAACAUCUAAACAUGACUGUGUCCUCUAGCUCUUGUACCAGAGGACAUCAGUGGACAUGUUGGAACUGAAACGGGAGGAACACAGGAGUUACACUCUUGCUUUGAGGACAGGACUUUUGUAAUGAGGACAUUGCGGAUCAGUUUUAGACCAUCAUUCUAAUUCUCUUUUUUAGCUGGUGAUUUAUGGUUUGAUGGAAAUUUGUGCCAGUGGUGGUAAUUCUGUUCUUCAGCCUUUUUGUGACAAGUAGAUGAAAAAUGACCAAAGAACCAUUCCAACAUUUGUAUUUAUUUCCAACCCAGUAUUGUGUGCAUUGUAAAAUAUUAUGACUGAACACCUAAAUAUCCAACACUUUAAACCUUCUUGGUCAGCUGGAAACGUUUGUUAGGUGAUGCUGUGAAAAAUCCAAAUAAAGUGAAAAUGUUUACUGAGAA